AUGCCAGGCAAAAAAGGUCCAAGAGACGAAUUGUCUGUACCUAGCUCAGUCCGGGUUACUCUAUCGCCCUCAACAAGUGUUUCUUCAUACCGGGAACAGUCCCCAUCAACACGUUCAGCUACUGAAGCAAGAACCUUUUUCCCUCCCACGGAUACCCCUGGUGAAUUAUCUGACACGGACUUAUACCACCACUAUCUACAACAUACCAGCCGGACCUUGACGUACAGCAAAAAUGACCAAAGUGCACUACAGAUCGGCAUACCAACAUUGGCCCUACAGAGCAGAACCGUCUUUCACUCUGUCCUGGCAGCGUCUGCAGCUUGUCUAGCAUGUGAUAUGAUAUCCAGACAACCUCCUGCAAAGGUGGGCGCAGUUAAACAGGCCCUGGUAACUGGUUACCGGCAUUACCAUUCAGCAAGUGAACGGAUGAGAGAGUCAAUGUCCUCCUUGGAUACAUUGAAGCUGGAACCACUGUUAGCAAGCGCUUUGAUGCUGGUGCCUUUUGCUACUGCAAGUCAACAAAUAAACCACUGGCUAUCAGAAAAUGAAGGAGUAGAGGAAGCUAGAAAACCGCUUUCAUCCACACCGAGGGAUAUAAUAGUCAUUAUGCGAGGAAUCAGAGCUACUCUCCAGACCCUGGACUGUGAAAGUCCAGUGUCAGGGAUUGCACCGUCUCCCGUAACGGACCCGGGAAUAGAUGAUCAUUCGAUACUGCCGGAAGCCAGAACCAGGGCAUCAGGUAUAGCCACACCAUGCAACCAUACAAUGGGCCCAAUAAUCGCGUCAACCAGCGAAGAAGCCUAUUCAAAACUCCAGCAACGCUUGGAUUACGCAUUUUAUCACUGGGGUGAUGCCAAUGACACAUUAGCUGCCUGUGCUGCUGCUUUCGACAUAUUAAAGGACAUCAGGAGCAAUGCCUUCUCCCGCUAUUCAUCAGAAUCCUCUCCGUCGUCGAUUUCAUCACUUGACGACGUCUCUCAAGAGCUUUUUGAACCGCAGAGUAUGUCCUUGCCACAAGUAGCCUCAUGGCUUCGAUCAUUUGCAAACCGGUCCGUGGUCCCACAGCCAACAGAGCCAUUGACGCGGUACUUCCUUACAUUCCUUGUUCAGGUUUCUCAAGCGUAUCUAAAUCUUGUUCUCCCGCUCCUUGACAAGAGGCUUGAGAGUCCCGCUGGUGCAGAGUUGGAUGACAGGUCUAUAGAAUUGACGAUGGAGCAAGCUCUUGCGCUGGAUAUAUAUGCGCACUGGUCUGUCCUAAUGUUUUUGGUAGAGGAAGAGUCUUGGUGGAUUGGAAAUCUGCCGUUUGUCACUCUUUCUGGGUUGGUGAAUAGAUUCGGGAACAAUUUUGUGACUAGGCUGUGGCCUGAAGAAGAGAAGGGACGGUGGUGGCCAGGAGGGAUGUUAAACAUAUUGCGAGAGAUUAAGCAGUAUCGAUAG
This is a messenger RNA of Trichophyton rubrum CBS 118892, 1437 nucleotides long. RefSeq lists its product as uncharacterized. The record is from RefSeq and is a predicted model, not a curated record. Bases 1 to 1437 code for a protein of 478 amino acids. Gene Ontology annotation, biological process: regulation of transcription by RNA polymerase II. The transcript has a single exon. Lineage: Eukaryota; Fungi; Ascomycota; Eurotiomycetes; Onygenales; Arthrodermataceae. Gene Ontology annotation, molecular function: DNA-binding transcription activator activity, RNA polymerase II-specific.